Messenger RNA from Eptesicus fuscus (big brown bat), 2008 nucleotides. It is a transcript of the gene C2H10orf67, whose product is annotated as chromosome 2 C10orf67 homolog. Lineage: Eukaryota; Metazoa; Chordata; Mammalia; Chiroptera; Vespertilionidae. The record is from RefSeq and is a predicted model, not a curated record. Bases 1 to 1977 code for a protein of 658 amino acids. The transcript is spliced from 17 exons.
AUGGCAACGGACGCAGGUUCGGGCCCCCCAGACCCUCCGGCGGGAAUCGCGCGGGAGGCGCACGACCCGGCGGCAAACUCCCAGGCUCCGAUGGAGAACUGGGAGGACACGUCCGAGAGCGAGGAGUGCUGGAAGAACCUGGAGAACCUCGAGUCCGCGAUUGAACAAUUCCAGAUCUGCUCCAGACGUAACAUAUCAGAUGAUUUGAAAGUUGGCUUUUUCAGCACAGACCGUGCUACUCAAACGGAUUCCAGUGAAAUUUUGCCAUUAAAAGAGCUAAGCUCAUCUACACAAAAACUAGUGCAGACUAUUAGAUCCCUUCAGGUAGAUUUUGGGUUCCUGAAAGAAUUGCUUCAGUUGAAGUUUGAGGACCGGAUUAAAGAGGAGUCUUUCAAUCUCUUUGCUGUUCUACAUGACAGGAUCCUAACAAUCGAAAGACACUAUCAACAGAAUGAAGAAUUAAUUAGAAAAUGUUGCCAUCAGCAGUUGUCAGAUGCCAUAGCUGUAGUCCGAGGAAUGUACAAGCUAUGGUAUACGCAUGGACAAGGUCACUUGCCCAUGACACCUGAACAAUGGGACCUGAAGCAAUUCUUUGAGGUAGAAGAAGAGAUUCCUUCUAUGCAUGACUUAACUACUGACAAAGUAAAUAUUUUGUUACUAAAACUGAAGGACCAGGAAGAAGUGAUUAAGGAAUUAAAAGCAGAAUUAGAACAUUAUAAAGAAGCUUUGGCAAUGGAGGCCGGCCCUGAGAAGGAACAUUUGGAGUACAAAGUGGAAAACGAGAGACUGCUUCAAGUCAUUGCAGAACUCGAAGAAGUAGCCCAUCUCAAUCUAAAAGAAAGUGCCUUUUUAGAAGAUGAAAUUAUGAAUCUGAAAGAGAUGGCAGAAAAGGAUCAUAGAACCAUUGAAAAGUUAACUGAGGGUAGAGAUAAAUUAAGGGCUGAACUUGAUGCUGAAAAAGUAUUAGUUCAAGAAAUGAUUAGUAAACAUAAAGAAGAAAUGGAAGUGACAAAAAAGUUUGACAUCAUAAGUGGCAAGGUGCUUCCAGAAAGCGUUGAUCUGAAGAGAUCGAGAUCAGUGAAGGGGAAAGAGUCCACAUUGUCGCCAUGGGCCUCACAACCCAGGAUGAAGCCAUCUUCUUUCUCCACCAGUGCAGGGUCUAAGACAAAAAAAGGGAAGACUUCAAGGAAGUCUUUAAAGCAAAAGCACCCUGAGGUUUUACCUGACUUAUCUCUUGAGACACAUGAAGAUGCAGAGGCGAAAAUGUCAGAGGACCAGGUUGAAGAGAAAUAUACUUUGGAGAAGGAAAUAGAAAUGUUAAAGGAAAGUUUAGAGAAUGAAAAAAAGUUGACAGAAAGGUUUAGGAAGGAAACAGAACGGAUAAGCAAAACGUGGGAAAAGAAAUUCCUUAUUCUCAGGAACAGUUUUCAUGUCCUUAAGAAUGAGAUGUUUACUAGGCACACAUUGUACCGUCAGUUUGCAGUGGUUGCUGAUACAUCCUUUAAUUAUGUUCCCGACAGGUCCAAUCUCUGGAGAAGGGGCCGGGCACUGAUGAACUGGCACCGCCGGCAUGAUCUCAACACCGCCACCGGCCUCCUGCAAGUUGGCCUCGGGCACCACGGCCGCUUAUCCUCCCUAGACGCUCCGCAAGGAAGAAAUGAUGUAAAAGCAGAUGCUAGGUGGCUCCUGAGAACCAACGCGAAUAUCGGCAGGACAGGUCCGGAUCCCUGGCCGGCAAGGGCAUCCCACCGCCUGUCUAGAGGGCUGGUCGCAUCCCGGCCCCCCCUACCACCCACGAGACAAAUGCCAGAUGCAGGGCUUACGGCUGGCGAGUGCUGCUGCAGCGGUGCAAGCCCACGGCAGGUGCAGCGGGGCCAGGAUGAGCGGGAGCAGCAGGCAGGAGUGGCAGGCGACAUUGGACUGCGGGUUUCAGCUCGAUCCCCACAGGCCACCCUGAGAGACCCCACCCGUGCAUGAAUUCACGCAUCAGGCCUCUAGUUAUAAAUAA